UGGCCACGUUAAUUUUAAUUUUCAUUAUUUAUUUUUACUGGGUGGGGUUAAUAUUUUCACAUUUACAUUGUCUCAGACGGCGGAACACUCAAGAGUCUUCUUUAAGCCUAUCAGACUCACAGCUUCCACCGCCACGAUUCUGAUAAAGCCGGGGAAAAUGGGGAAAGAAAGGAGCAGUAACACUCUAGCUUCACAGCCAAAGACGGUGGAAAAAGCGCAUCUAACCUACCUGGAGAGUGAAUACUUCCACGAUUUGCUGUUUCUGGCCAACCACGCAUCAGCCGUUAUUUACCGAGAAGUGGUGGCGGCGCCAGAGGAGUCUUUGACGGGAAGAGUUGAAAAACAUGCAUGUAAGCAGCGAGAAGCUGGUGGUGAAGGAAGAAGUUACUUUGGGUUACCCAAAAACAUGGGGAGGAAGCAGGAGUUGUUGGUGCGACAAGCAGCACAAUUUGAAGAAACUAAACAUCCUCCUAGUGGUUGUCGGGAGGACAGACGGUUUGGGAAGAAGUAUGUCCGCCGGAAGAAAAGCAAGGAGCACAUGGAUGAUUCUACAUCAACUUUGGAUCUUGUCCAAAAACCGUCGUCACAAAGGGAAAAAGAGAUAUACAACAAUGCUGAAACUGGUUCAAAAUCUGAGCAAGUAGUAGCAGUGGGCGGACAAGAAGCUCCUUGCAGUGGGAUGAUGAAAAAAACUAGAGAACUAAAGAAGAACUUGGGCUCAUGUCUAAGUGAAACAAGACAAGGAAAGGAACGAGCUUGUGACCCAAUCUUCAGUGAUGCUUCUGUUUCAGAAAUUGAGGCGGAAGAAGAUAAUGAGGAGGCAGAAAACACCAUCUCUGAAGCUGCUUUGAACCAAGCCGUUUUGGGAUCUGAUGCUCCUGGUGUUGAAGAGGCGAUUGUUUCCGAGUCUGAAGAUUUUAUUCCUCUUCUUGAAGAGGCUAAUGACGAGAAGGAGGAGGGUGUUUCUAAUGCAUCUAGGUGCAACCAGUGGUGGAAUUUCAAAACUCGACCUCGUACAUCCAGAGGGGUAAGGAGACAUGUUCAAUGGAGAAACAAAAGGAAGAGAAACUGCAUGACGUUUGAAGAUACACAGCGCAACCACAAGAUUAUUCUCCUCGCUGUUGAAGCAAUUACACAUCAAUUGGGUCUCUUAGACGUUGGCAUGGAGGAGAAGAGCUCUUACGAGUAGUCCUCUUGUUUCAUAUUUUGUCAAUCUUAACUAGUCUACAGACUGCAUAGUCGUUAAGAAUGAUAUAAUCUUUACUAAAAAUAUAAUCUUUUUGAUGUUAUUAAAAUCCACUGUAACUUAAUAUUCUCGAUGUAUAAUCUUAGGUGAUAUAAAUCUUUUGGAGGCAAGUAAAA
This is a messenger RNA of Raphanus sativus (radish), 1362 nucleotides long. RefSeq lists its product as uncharacterized. NCBI's taxonomy places the organism in Eukaryota, Viridiplantae, Streptophyta, Magnoliopsida, Brassicales, Brassicaceae. The record is from RefSeq and is a predicted model, not a curated record. The transcript is spliced from 3 exons. Bases 158 to 1189 code for a protein of 343 amino acids.